CAUUUCGGGUAUCGGCGCUAGUAGGUCUUCUUUUGUCUCUGGUCGGUGAUCGGCGUCACCAUCGCUAAAAAAAGAAGGAAUAUGGAAGGAAUUGAUCGAAACGCCCUCGUUGAGAAAAAUUAGAAGCUGCUCUGCAUCUUAUUAAUUUCAGCAACAUGCCGCCACCUGAUAAGAAAAGUGUGAAUAAAGGCAAAACCAUACUGCAAACUUAUUUAAACUCAUUUGAUCAGGAAAAUGAAACAACAGCUACUGUUAUUGCUGUUAACGGAAGUGGCGAUGAAGCAGAUACAGGAGUUACUUACUUUGUGGAUGAGGAAGGUCGGUACUAUUACCAGCCAUCUGGAGAUAACCAAAAUCUGGUCUCUCUACCUACUGAAGCAGAAGCAGACGAUAGUCCAGAGAUACCACAAGAAGCUCAGAUGUUGGUAGAUGGAGAAGCCUAUCAUACGGUGACAUUAGUGCCCUCAGAAGAAAAUGGCGAAUUGAGCUAUGUAUUGGUUAUGCAAGAGGAUACAAAGCCAAUAAUGAAUAUUGAUAUUAAAGUAGAUCAGGAUGAAGAAAAAAACAAUGAUGUGUACAAGUUUGACGAAGAAGAAGAUGAAGAAGAAGAGAAAAAGCCUAUAAUAGAAUUUGCAGAUGAAGUUGAGGAAACUCUAAAGCCCAAAAAAACUUUUGGAACGAGAAGGAAUAAGCAUCAUCGGCCGAUUUUCACAUGUAAUUUCUGCCCAUAUUCAAGUCACAGGCGAUACCUUCUGCUACGCCAUAUGAAGACCCAUUCGGAAGAGCGGCCGCACAAGUGCAACGUUUGUGAACGCGGCUUUAAGACCACGGCGUCAUUGCAAAACCAUGUGAACAUGCACAACGGUAUUAAACCACAUGUGUGCAAAUACUGCAACAGCCCUUUCACUACAUCCGGUGAACUGGUGCGCCAUGUGCGGUACCGGCACACGCACGAGAAGCCGCACAAAUGCACCGAGUGCGACUACGCGUCCGUCGAGCUGUCCAAGCUGCGGCGGCACAAGCGCUGCCACACUGGCGAGCGCCCCUACCAGUGCCCGCACUGCACGUAUGCAUCGCAAGACACAUUCAAGCUGAAGCGUCACAUGCGGACACACACUGGCGAGAAACCCUACAAGUGUGACCACUGCAAAAUGUGCUUCACACAAUCUAACUCCCUCAAGGCUCACAAACUCAUACACAAUGUAUCUGAGAAGCCAGUGUUCCCCUGUGAAUUGUGUCCGACAAAAUGCGGCCGCAAAACGGAUCUGCGUAUCCAUGUGCAAAAACUGCACACUUCGGAUAAACCGCUCAAAUGCAAACGGUGUGGAAAAUCAUUCCCAGAUCGAUAUUCUUGCAAAGUACACAAUAAGACUCAUGAAGGUGAGAAGUGUUUCAAGUGUGAGCUGUGUCCGUAUGCAUCGACCACGCUGCGUCAUCUCAAGACACAUAUGCUGAAGCACACAGAUGAAAAACCCUUCGUAUGUGACCAGUGCGACCAAUCCUUCAGACAGAAGCAACUGUUGCGGCGUCAUCAAAAUUUGUAUCACAAUCCCAACUACGAACCAAAGCCGCCUAAGGAAAAAACUCACACUUGUCACGAAUGUAAGCGAACAUUCGCUCACAAGGGGAAUCUAAUUAGACAUCUGGCCAUACACGAUCCUGACUCGGGCCACCAAGAGAGAGCACUGGCCCUCAGGUUGGGGCGGCAAAAGAAAAUUAAGUUUGUGGAUGCUAAUGUUAAGACGGACGAUUCCGACAAUGAGUCAGAGGAGAAUAUGAAGUUGGACCUCGGCGACAACCAGCUGGAGCGCGGUGAGCUAUUGACAGUGGCCGACGACGACGGCCAGCAGUACGUCGUGCUCGAGGUGAUCCAGGCGGAGGACGGCGACACGCAGCUCGUCUCGGCGCCCGACUACGAAGAAGAAGAUGAAGAAGAAGAAAACGAGGAUGAAGAAGAAAUAGACAAGAAAGAAAUAAUUUAUGAGCAAAUUGAACAAAAAGGCUUGGAUAGAACAAUCAAGCUUGAAUCAGAUGUGGACACUUGCUUCGGAUUUGAUGAGGACGAAGAACCAGAAGAGGAAGAAGAUGGUAUAUCUUACAAUGAUAAAAUUGUACUGCGUUUAGUUUAGUCAGUAGUUUGUAUCAAAACAAGUACCUACAUUCUUUUUGAAAGAAAUUUUGUUGUUUGUAGUUAUUACUACAUUAUUAUACAGAAUUAUUAUUAUUUGAAAUAAUGUAAUUUAGAAGAAAUUGUAACUGUCUGGCCGGAAGGCAGAAUUAAUUACUUUAAUUAUACAUUUUUUUUAGACGAAUUACUUGGAUUUAAAUUUAUUUGAACAUUUUUCAUUUUUUUAUAGUUAUAAGUACAUAAUUUACCUGUAAAUAAGUUUUUGUACAGUAGUUAAACUGUGUGAUAGAGUUAAAUAGAAAUAUAGAAUUAUAGUCAGUAUUUGGCUCAUUAGUUUAAGAUAUAAGAACCAAAAAAUGUAAUUUUUUUUAUUGCUAUUAUAUUUACACAUAAUUCUCCAUAUUCUAAACCAAAAAAUAAAAUUUUGUUUUUGAUAGCAUUAUAUUUACAUGUACAUCAUUCUUCAUAUUCUAAACCAAAAAAUGUAAUUUUGUUAGCAUUAUAUUUAUACAGCAUUCUUCAUAUUCUGUUGUAAGAAAAGGAUACUUAAUAUGUCCCAACAUGCAGGUGUUAUCUUGCCUUAACUGAUUGUACCCAGUAAAAAUUUCAGUCAAACAAAGUUUUCGUUCAUAACUUCUAAAGAAUGAAACUAUAGCAAUAAUUCAAUACUGGCCAUUAUAGAGAAUGGAGAAGUUUCAGUGUUGAAAUUAAAAUUUUCAGUUAUGAUCAAACUGUAUUUAAAUUAUUUAUUAUACAUAAAUUUGCUAGUGGGCCAUUUAAUAAAUGAUAAUAGGGUUAUAAGAUUCGAAAAUUGUUAUUCGAUACCAUUAUAGCUAUUAACUUAUUACUUAAGAGUAAUAUACUAUAGAUACUCUACAAGUAAUGAAAUGAGAAAAAAUAUGCAAUGUUUUUUUUUUUUUGUAUAAAGAUAUUGAUAAAUAAAAUAACAGAUAUACCAAAAUGUUUAGUCGAUUUGUGAUUCGAUGAGAUACAUAUUCCUAAUUAUACAUAAUUAAAGCUACUUAAUAAAACUAGUGAUUAUAAAAUGGAUUUAUUUCAUGUAGGGCAGUCUGUGUUAUGAUACUAUGUCAAGACUAUCACCGGUUCAGCAAGCAGAUUCUGCGCUUUACUCCAUCCGAGGGUCUAUUAUGGUCUUCUUAAUAAUGAUAUUACGCUGCUACCUGACGAUAUAAUAUUCAAUUAACACACACUGUUCCGAACACCCUUAUAAUAUUUCCACCAUUGUUAUGUAUGAAGUAAUACGCAUUAAUGUACAAUUAUAUCACCAGUAUUUUUGAUAUGUACAGAUUUCUUUCUUUAUUUUCUUUCUUUCAGUUUACCGGGCACUAUGUCUAUUGGGUUAAACACAAGCGCGGCAGCAUUUAUUAUCUGUGUAGACUGUAUUAUCUCUGUGGUAACGAACUCAGACAUCUGAGACUACGAAACAAAAAACCUAAAAAUCUACAACUAUUUAGAUGCGAGUAAUAAUUUAAACGUAGUUAUAAUUAGGAAGUAAUAGUACCUCAGUAGACUAGACUAAUUAUUAUUAAUUACUUUUGUUUAUGAAAUAUCAUUUAAGUUAUAUCAGAAGCAAUGUCAAGUGUUCAUUCGUUUUAUGAUUUGAAUUUCUUGAACAUUUUGUUACUUCAGACAUUGUUGGAUUUUGUAAUUAUUUUGCCACUGGAAGAACCUUUAAGCUUGAUGAUUAAAAGAUAAACAGUUAAAAGUUGUU
Maniola jurtina (meadow brown) is the source of this 3860-nucleotide messenger RNA. RefSeq names its product transcriptional repressor CTCF-like. NCBI's taxonomy places the organism in Eukaryota, Metazoa, Arthropoda, Insecta, Lepidoptera, Nymphalidae. The coding region runs from base 156 to 2129 and encodes 657 amino acids. The record is from RefSeq and is a predicted model, not a curated record. The transcript has 15 exons.